Molecule: messenger RNA, 522 nt
Organism: Magnolia sinica
Lineage: Eukaryota; Viridiplantae; Streptophyta; Magnoliopsida; Magnoliales; Magnoliaceae
Exons: 4
Coding region: 37-522 (161 amino acids)
Source: RefSeq, a predicted model, not a curated record
AAUAUAGCUGCACUCUCAUCCUUAAGAGAAGCUGAAAUGUCAUCCCUUAAAGAAACUAUGGUUGAAAUCUCAUCCGCAAGAGAUGCUGAAAUUUCUUCCUUGAAAGAAACUCUGAUGAAAUUGAUGGCCACUAUGAAUAAUGCAAACAAUAACCCACCCACAGUAUUCGGUGCUGUAGCUAGUUCUAGCAUGAACCAAUUGUCCUCAUCAUCAAGCCAUUGGGUGAACUCUCAGAAACACUCGACGAAUAAGGGGAAGACUACGAGUUGCACUAGCACUGGGGAUGUGACUAGAGUUCUUCUUACAAGUAUUGUCAAACCCGGGGUUACUAUUGCUAAAGGAAUUCUUUUGAGCAAGGAUCCGUGCACAAAAGUAGGGGGGCACGAACUUGGAAUUGGUUUUUGGGAAGUAUUAAUUCAUGUGGCAAUAGUACGGGAGGAGGUUUUGAUAAGACCCUAUGGACGAUAUAAAAUAAUUGGGGAUGCUAUUGGAACGAGUUUAAGGAGAGAUGGAUUGAGCUAA